Colletes gigas is the source of this 4776-nucleotide messenger RNA. RefSeq names its product protein artichoke (gene atk). The record is from RefSeq and is a predicted model, not a curated record. Bases 220 to 4776 code for a protein of 1518 amino acids. The transcript is spliced from 10 exons. Gene Ontology annotation, molecular function: protein binding. NCBI's taxonomy places the organism in Eukaryota, Metazoa, Arthropoda, Insecta, Hymenoptera, Colletidae.
ACGUUUACGAAAGUCGUUACGCGUUCCCGUUUGCGAUUCAAAGGGGGGAAUGGAAUAUUCUACCGGUCGUUGGAACCGAGCGUCGCGCGAAUACGCUCGAAAUUCGAAAAGAUCAACGGUCAAACGGACGAUCGUAUCUUUUUGAAACGAGGAUCGAAUUCUGUUUGCAGAAAAUGCGGGACUGGCAUUUAAGGCCAUAGACCAAGGUCUAAAUGCGCGAUGGUUAAAUCCUCAGGGGGUGGAAGUUUUUUUCUAACCGGCUGGUUUCUGGCACUGUGUUACGUCGGUGUCAGCGGCCAACCGAAUUUGGAGUACGGAUGUCCUACUCAGGAGAGGAUUCUACCUUGCAGAUGCUCCACUCGUGACAUGGAGAUACAAAUAUGGUGCAGUCACAGCGAGUUACCAAAGGUCUUGGAAGGUCUAAAGGCAGUGAGCCACUACCUAGAUCGACCUGUGGACGAACUGAUCCUGGAGAACAACAAUCUACCUAGUCUGCCAGGCAGAGUGUUCGCCACCCUGCGCGUGCUACGUUUAAUGCUUCGCAACAAUCGCCUCGAGAGAGUAUCGCCAGGCUGGUUGGAGGGUCUUCACGAUUCCCUGUUGGAACUGUUCGUCGUGGAGCCGGACCUGCGGUCCCUGCCGGUGGACAGUCUCGAGAAUCUGCAGGGUCUCGAGGCGGUGACCUUGCAGAGCCGAGUGAUGAAGAAGCUUCCAAAGUUUUCCGGACUAUCCAAGCUCAGAUACCUUCAGAUCAAUUCCCCGGCCCUGGUGGAGCUGGCGCCCAGGAAUUUUCGCGAUCUGCCCAGUCUGGAACAGUUGCACAUCUUUGGUAGCUCGCGCCUCAUACGUUUGGAGGCCGGACUGUUUCGAGACUUGCCGCGACUCGAGCUGGUGAAUAUCACCGACUGCGGUAUCCACUGGGUCCAUCCUCGAGCGAUGAUAGAUCUGCCGGAAUUGAAGGAAAUCUCACUGGUCGGGAACUCGAUAGUCGACGCGGGUAUGAUCGGUCGCGCCUGCAUGGACCUGCCAUCUUUGACCGCGAUACGGCUCGAUCGAAACCGUAUAAAUCAUCUCGGGGAGGGCGCGUUCGUCGAUCUGUUGGUCCUCUCGCGUCUCUACUUGUCCAGGAACCAGAUCACCGAGGUGUUCGCCAGCGCGUUCCAAAGGAUGCCGGCCCUGAAAACCGUGGACCUAAAUCACAAUCUGAUACAUCGCGUGCAUCCGGAAUUCUUCCCGCGCAGGCCCGGUAACGCUCUGGAGGAGAUGUGGCUGAUCAACAACGAUCUCAGCCACGUGACCGAAUUGAGAUCGAUCAUGGAGGCGCUGCCCAGGCUGAAGUUUCUCGACGUCAGUCACAAUCAAAUCGCGGAGAUACCUUUCGGCGCGUUGAGGGGUCACUCGACGUUGGAGAGGCUUCACCUCGAUCACAACAGAGUGGCCUUUCUGCAAAGGGAGACCUUCACCGCGAUGCCCGCUCUACGGGAACUUCGAUUGAAAAACAAUUCUUUGUCGAACCUGUUGGAGGCCCCGUUCUGGAACUUGCCGGCGCUGAAAGGGCUGGACCUUUCCGAAAACUACUUCCGCCACGUGGAGCCUCGUUUGCUGGCGAAUCUGCCAAGCUUGAGGCGUUUGGAUAUCAGCGGGAACGCGAUCGGUCUCAUAGAGCCCGACUCGUUCCUGGGCACGCCAGCCCUCGAGCACAUAAACAUCUCCGGAAACGCGCUCUCCGUUCUCCAUCCGCUGACGUUCCAUCGUCUGAACAACCUCUACGAGCUGGACGUCGGCUGGAAUCGAAUGCUCGAGAUCGUUCCCGGUCUGCCGCGAAACAUAGAACACCUCCACAUGCCCAUGAACCGUAUCGUUGUUCUGCCAGCAGCGUCCUCUCAGGAUCUAGCCCUUCCGGUUCUGAGAUCCCUGGACCUCAGCGCGAACGGGAUCGAACGAAUACCGCCUGGCAGCUUGGCCGAUCUGUCGAGCUUGAGGAAACUGACGUUCGGUUACAAUUCAUUGCGAAUCCUGGAGGACGGAGUGUUCGACGGUUUGUCCAGGUUGGAGCAACUGGACCUGAGGUACAAUCGACUGGUCACCCUGCACGGAAGGAGCUUCAGACCGCUCAGAUCGCUGAUAGAUCUGAGCUUGAGGGGGAAUCGACUGGAGGUUCUCAGGCCGGACAUCUUUCAGGAGAACGUUCGUUUGCAGAGGCUGGAUCUCAGCAGGAAUAAUCUGGCACAGAUCCCUCACGUGACUUUCGCGAACACCAGAGACCUUCGUGAACUGUACGCGUCGCACAACACUUUGACCGAGUUACCCGGAUCGUUGCACGGCCUAACAGCUCUUCAGGUUCUCGACUUGAGCUUCAACAAGCUGAACAUCCUGUCGCCGGAAACGCUCAGCAGCCUGUCGGCCUUGCUCGAGCUGAAGCUCGUCAGGAAUCGUAUCCGUGAACUUCGCGAGGGCGCGUUCGAUGGUCUGCCACGAUUGACCUUGAUCGAUUUGGAAAAUAACGAUCUCAGGAUCAUCGAGAGGAACGCUAUCAGAGCCCUGCCGGAAUUGCAGGCGCUGAGGCUCGGGAAAAAUCGUUUACAGAUGAUUCCAAGUGGUGCCUUCACUGAGUUGCCGCUCCUCCAAAGCGCGGAACUUCAGGAAAAUCGGAUUCAGGAAAUUGCAAGCAACGCGUUCAUUAACGUGCCUCACCUUCUCUUCCUUAAUCUGAGCUACAAUCAUUUACCGGCGUUGGAUUACGUUGGUUUGGAGAGUCUUCGUUCGCUCGAAGUUUUGGAUUUGAGCAAUAAUCGACUGUCCAGGGUGUCCAGUAACAGCCUAGCGUCGAUGGAGUGGUUGGUUGAAUUGAAAAUGGAUAACAAUCGUAUUUGCGCCAUCCAAGGCUCCCCUUUCGACGAAAUGCCGAGGCUUCGGGUUCUCAGUUUGAGAAGCAACCGGAUGGCUUCCGUUUCGGAAGCGGCGUUCAAACGAUUGCGAUCGAACAUCGCUGUUUUGGAUAUAGACGGCAAUCCACUUUCGUGCUCUUGUGGAAUGUUGUGGUUGAGAGGAUGGUUGCAGCAAGCCUCGUCCGAGGGACCAAGAUGCGCGGAUGGAUCUUUGUUCAAAGAAAUUCGACUGUCGCGGCAGGAUUGCCAGCGAGAAAGGCAAAUCGAUCCGAUUCAUCCCGGCUGUGAAGCUGAAUUCAUCGACGCAGCACCUUAUCCUGUUUCCUCUUCGAUUUUCGGGGCAACGGAGAUGGUACCGCUUCACUUGAACAUAAAAGAAUCGUCGACGCAGAGGUCACCUAACUCCCAAAAUUCCGAGUACUUUUACGAGUAUCCGGAUUAUCAGGAAGCUAAGAACUCGACGUUGAACUCGACAUCCCUUCAGUCGCCCGCCACCGUGCCGACGAACGCCAUGAACAUCGUCCAGACACCGGAAAAGGUUCAAAGCAAAUCGAACGCUACUGUCCCCGUGAAGAAGAACACUUUGAUGCCUCCCUCUCCUAGUAGCUCCGGUUUCACAUUUUUCGGAGUGCCGUUACCCAGCUUGAAUUUCAAUCUAUGGGGAAACACGGGGAAGAAAUCUGAACGGAAGAACUCGUCGGGUAGACCCGGAAGGGGCCGUUACAGAACAUUUCCGCCAACGGAACCAGAGAUCCACAGAGGCGGUUUCAUACCUUUGCCACGCGGUCAGGGAGGUUUCGUGCCCAUCGUCGACCCUACGUUGACUUAUCAGAGGCAAGUUAAAAACGAGACUUCGUACAGACAGAAUUCGAGCGUCAUACAAGAAGAGAAGAAACGAUGGAGGAGCGGAAAUGGUACGGUAGUGAAGGUAGAAGGAACCCACGUUGUAACGAGCAGACCAAAAUCGGGCUUCAAAGAGAGGGAGGAAUUGUCCACGAUGGCUACGCACGAAUCUGACUCUCGAAGGAAAUCGUUCGCCAGGGGUAAAGGCAGUCCGAGUAAUUUAACGAAAACCUCGGACUCGAGUACCGCGGCAGACGAAUCGCCCCAAGAAGCGAACGAAACGUCCAUGGCCACUGAGAUCCACGAUGACGAGGGUUUGGAGGUAAAUCGAUCACCAAGCAAAGUCGAAGAGAAGCUUCAAACAGAAGUCGCGAGUAGGAUCGUCUGGACGACACCGAGAACGAUUUUAGAGUCAACGAAAGGACGUCCUGCCAAAGAAACAUCGACGGAAGCAUCCAAGGGAGAAAAACCCGCCUUUUGGAGUUCCAAAGCGGUGGAAUUCCAAGAAAUAUCUACCUCAACAGCGGCGAAUAUUCAAAACGAGCCAACUGACUAUUCGAAGAUUGCUACGACGGAACGACCAACUUUCCACUCGACAUUCUCGAAGAAUCGUCAGAACUUUUCCGCGUCUCAGUUUUCUCGGGAAACGGAAGCCUCGGCUCUUUCGGCGUUUCUGGUUCCCGGCGGCCAAGUGCCCUCCUCCGUGUCGACACCAAAUCUACGUCCAUUAGGUAGAUCAACUAUAACAAAAGUUCCCUCGCCGCAUCUCGAUCUCGCUGGUGAAGUAGAGAAACAGAAGUCCGUGGCUGAAGCUGUUCAACGUAACGUGGAAAACAUGGAGGGGCAAAUGCUUAAUAAAGACGAAUCCUCCGGCGAGAACGCUGAAGUUAUCGAGGACAGUUCGUUCAAUUGGUACUUCCAACAUUACAACGAUACCAAUUUAGAACCGUACAUGGGCGUAGCGUAUAGCGCGGGUGAAAAAACAAGUGUUUACCGAUGGACUCUAUUUGGUCAGAUGUGUCUUAUUUUUUACACUUUUGUAUAG